ACCAGCUAAGAGGCUACAAAAGUGCCCUGUGUCCUCCCAGCCCUGGAUGUAAUGGUCCUUUUUCUCCUGCAGAGGUUCACCCUUGUGCUGGUCCUGGUGACCCUGGCUGCUGCCUUCGGAUCAGCUUUCCAGUAUGGCUACAACAUCGCAGUGGUCAACACACCUCACAAGGUGGGCUGGGGCCCAGUUUUCCAGGUCUUGAAAUCAUUUUAUAACGAAACCUACUUUGAACACUAUGGAAAAUUCAUGGAUGAGAGUUUGCUGUUGCUUCUAUGGUCUGUUACCGUGUCCAUGUUUCCUCUGGGGGGCUUCUUGGGUGCCCUUGUCGUUGGCCCCCUGGUGGACAGGUGUGGCAGAAAGAGGACUCUGCUAAUCAAUAACAUCUUCUCCAUCAUCCCUGCCAUCUUGAUGGGAUCCAGUAAAGCUGCCAAGUCAUUUGAGAUGAUCAUCGUUUCCCGGGUGAUGGUGGGAAUCUGUGCAGGCAUAGCCUACAGUGCCCUGCCCAUGUACCUGGGAGAGCUGGCACCCAAAAACCUGAGAGGCACAUUAGGAACAAUGACCGAGGUUUUUGUCAUCGUGGGAGUCUUUCUAGCACAGAUCUUCAGCCUCCAGGCUAUUUUGGGGAAUCCUGAAGACUGGCCUGUGCUCCUGGCAAUCACGGGGAUCCCUGCAGCCCUGCAGCUCCUCUCCCUGCCCUUCUUCCCAGAGAGUCCCAGGUACACGCUGAUUCAGAAAGGCGAUGAAGUCCAGGCCAGGAAAGAUUUGAGGAAGCUGAGGGGCUGGGAGAACGUGGAGGAUGAGAUUGAGGAGAUGCGCCUGGAGGACCAGUCAGAGAAAGCCGAGGGCCGCCUGUCUGUGAUCAACCUCUUUACCUUCAAGGCCCUGAGGUGGCAGCUCAUCUCCAUCAUUGUCCUAAUGGCAGGCCAGCAGCUGUCCGGCAUCAAUGCGGUCAACUACUACGCUGACACGAUCUAUGCCACAGCCGGUGUGAAUCCCAUGCACUCCCAGUAUGUGACCGUGGGCGCAGGCAUUGUCAAUAUUGUGAUGACGGUCCUCUCUGCUUUCACUGUGGAGCUUCUGGGGAGGCGCCGCCUGCUGCUGGUUGGCUAUGGAAUAUGUGGCUCAGCCUGCCUGGUGCUGACACUCGCUCUCAUCUUCCAGAACAAAGUUCCAGAGCUGUCUUAUCUCAGCAUCAUCUGCGUCUUCUCCUACAUUGCCGGCCACUCCACAGGGCCCAGUCCUGUUCCCUCAGUAGUAAGGACUGAAAUAUUCCUGCAGUCCUCCAGGCCUGCUGCGUUCAUGGUGGAUGGGGCUGUCCACUGGCUCACCAAUUUCAUCAUAGGAUUGGUGUUUCCAUUCAUCCAGGAGGGCAUUGGUGCCUACAGCUUCAUCAUCUUCGCUGUAAUUUGCCUCCUCACUGCCAUCUACGUCUAUGUGGUUAUUCCUGAGACCAAGGGCCAAACAUUUGUGGAAAUCAACAGAGUUUUUGCCAAAAGAAAUAAGGUGGAGAUCCCAGAAAAGAAAAAAGAAGAAACAACAGACUUCAUCACUUGCCCACACCCAACUUCUAACAAGGAAACGAAUUUUUAAUGCCUGAACACUGAGCAUUUAUAUAUGGUAUCUACUCCAGGCCUGUGCAAAGUACUUUUUUUUUUUCCCUUUGGUGAGGCAGUUGGGGUUAAGUGAC
Messenger RNA from Dromiciops gliroides (monito del monte), 1687 nucleotides. RefSeq names its product solute carrier family 2 member 7 (gene SLC2A7). Gene Ontology annotation, molecular function: hexose transmembrane transporter activity. NCBI's taxonomy places the organism in Eukaryota, Metazoa, Chordata, Mammalia, Microbiotheria, Microbiotheriidae. The transcript is spliced from 11 exons. The record is from RefSeq and is a predicted model, not a curated record. Gene Ontology annotation, biological process: monosaccharide transmembrane transport. Gene Ontology annotation, cellular component: membrane. Bases 52 to 1590 code for a protein of 512 amino acids.